AUGAUGGAGCGCGUGCGUAAACGUGUGUUUUCCACUCAGGGCGCACAUUGAUCGGCCACAGAUGUUCAUCACUCCGGGAAAGGAAGGAGCUUUUGUACUUUUACACCUUAGUGGAAACAAGCAGACGAGCUAACUUCACGUCGCAGAGAUGCCUGAUGUGCUGUAGCUCGGCCACAGCAUUGGUGGAAUGCGCUUUUAGUCGCUCGCAGGGGGUGGAGUUAGAAAGUGAACGAACGCUGCCUACCAAACACACAGAGAAAGGAGGUGGGAAGGAGAGAGACGGGUGGCCAGCGAUGGUUGUAGGAAAGACUCUUCAAAGCGUCGUGAAACUGACUGGUUGGGUUUUUUUUUCCUUUUUAUUUUUUUGGUCCUGCUGCUGACCAUAGAUCGCAGUGAGCAGGCGAGCUUUGCGCAUCUCGGAUCCUUGGAAGGAUGAGAAUCUCUGCAGCCGCGAACAUAUAAAAGUCUUAAUCCGAGGAGGACUAACUCAAAUAUAUUGUCUUUUUUGUUUCUUUUUGUCUUCACUCAUCAACAGCGCGCAACUCUUUUCUAAACGGACUGUUUUUCAUCCUCUGCCUGGACCAGACCGCCACGCUCCAUUGGCGGUCUCAGGAGCAGCAGCUCCCCGUGUGUGUGAGAGAGAGAGAGAGAGAGAGAGAGGGCCAGCUCCUAACCCCCCCUGCCUGAAGCCCCAAGAUCUGUUCAGGAGGAGGGGAGGUUCGUGGUGUCUGGUUUAAUGUGGAAAAGGGAGGAGGGAGGGGGCUUUCGCUGGGAUGUGUGAGUUGCGUUAUUUGGUGGGGUGAAGGGGACCCAGACUGGCCGGAGAGACCAAAAGGGACCACGGGCCAAGAGAAGGAGCCGGGAGCAUGGCUCUGGCAGCGCCGUCUCUCUGGGUGCUAACAAGUCUCACCUGGGUGACUGUGCUCCAGGUGUCAGCCAACAGACAUUCAGUUUACUGGAACAGUUCCAACAUACAUCUGCGCAGGGAGGGGUUCACCAUGCAGGUGAAUGUCAACGAUUACCUGGACAUCUACUGUCCCCAUUACAAUGACAGCCAGCGCAUGGUGGGCACCGGAGAGCAGUACGUCCUCUACAUGGUCAGUUACCGUGGCUACAGGAACUGUGAUCCCCAGAUGGGCUUCAAGCGGUGGGAGUGCAACCGGCCGCACGCUCCCCACGCACCCAUCAAGUUCUCGGAGAAGUUCCAGCGCUACAGCGCCUUCUCUCUGGGCUACGAGUUCCACGUUGGCCACGAGUAUUACUACAUCUCCACGCCAACCCACCAUCAUGGGCGCAGCUGUCUUAGGCUACGGGUGUACGUCUGCUGUUCCACCGCAUCCGACACGGACGAUGAACCAGAACCCACAGAGCCAGACUACACGCUACGACCCGGUCUAAAGAUAGAUGAUAUUGAUGAAUUCAACCCUUUCAUUCCCAAGCUGGAGAAAAGUGUCAGCGGAAGCAGUCCAUCCAGGGACCGCCUUCUCCUCACCGUGACAAUGCUCUUUCUGGGCGCUCUCUUCAUCUCCUAGCAACGGCCGUUCCAUCAGCGUCACCAUGCCAACUAGCCUUGGGAAGGUGUACCCUAUCAGUGGGUGGGAGAGUAGGGAGUGGGUCUGGAGGAGAAGAGAGGAGAACUGAUUCUGUUAUAAGCAUUUUUUCAAGCAAAACCCUGCGAAUGUUUGAGGACUUAGAGACCUUUGUGCACUUGGUGACCCAGGCUGAGCUGUAUUUUGCAUUAAAGUCAGCCUGUUCUCACAGGUGCUGGGUUGACGUGUGCGUGACUGUGUGAUAAGCGAGCCUGGGGGGGGAGCUUGUUGAAUCACACACACACACCACUUAAAGCAUUUAUACAAAAGGAGAUGUAGAAAAAAAAAGCAAAUCCAACCUCCCAAUUGAAAAUCAUUUGAAGACCUUCACUUAGAUCUUAUUGGCUGUAACAUUUCUUUAGGGCUAGUUGCCAUAGUUUCCUGCACCAAGACUUAAAACAAAUAAACUGAAAAAGAAAAGUUUGAAAUGAACUGAACUGAUAUUGCCUUCUUGUUAGUGUUGUUGUUGGACUUGACGCUGGGAAGCUGCCCAGUUUUUCGGGAAAAGACGUCUGGGUAAGAGACUAGUAAUUAGCUGAUGCUUAAUACACGAAAACACACUAAAGGUCAAGACGCCAAUUCUUAGUUGCCACUUUGCUAUGUCAUCCUCCUACCACUGCUGGUCUGCAGACAUCAACAGGACUGGACGGGGUCGAGGAAGAAUCCAGAGUGUUUAAAGGAUUCGUUCACUUAUUGAGAGCAAAAAGCCGACAGGGGAGGGCUUUAAAUGUGCCAUUGACCAAAACAGUUGAUGUUAUAGGUUGCUGUUUUACUUUUCUGUCCGGUUCAUUUAAGUACUUGGUCAUUUCUGAGGUUAAUAAAGCACAUUAUGCUUAUGGAGCAGCCAUGGAAACACUCAGCAAUACGAUGUUUGGAGAAGAGGAGCAAGGACACGGAGGGAGGACAAAGGCUGGACAGUCACUCACAAAAACAAAAAGUUUCUCUCCGGUCCGUGCAGGUCUGGCCGCCUGCUGCGCUGACCCCACCCUCAAUAACUCAAACGUGAAAUGCCACAUGUAAAUGGUUUUCUGCUACUGUGUGUUUGUGUGUGAAAGUGAGAGAAAGGCUGUUCAAGUGUGUUCAGGAGAAAUUGAUAAAUGAUCUGACAGUCCAUCUACAAACUGUACAUCUUGUUUUAAAGUACAACUGAAAAAAAUAUGCAAAAAAUAUUGAAAAAAAUAUAAAAGUAAAGCAACAAGUUAAAUAACGCUGAGGUGAGAAGAAACAGCAAUUUUAACGUCAAAAAAAUGUACCUGUCAGAUACUUCAGAGGAGCAUUUCCAUAGAAACCAGCACCUUAUUCACCAUGGUUACCCUGCCCUGCCAGCGACGGACUCCAGAAGGGCACAGAGAACCAUAGUAGUAGCUAACAACAAUUAUGAAGGUGAUUUUAAUGUUGAUUAUGACACAGAGGAUUUUGGAGUGCGAGCUGAUGGUUGGCCAAAAAGGUCACUCAGGGCUCACCCACCGGCUCGUGAGGCGUUCAAGUACUCGUGUAAAUGUCACAACUGACGAAGAAUGGAAUUUCAAUGUCUUGAAAUGUGAUGUAAGCAUUUUUAUAAACUUGAAGCUCUGUUUGUUUUUGUUUUGACUUUUGGGGAUUUCUGUUAUUUUUUUAAUUUUAUGCUUUUGUUACAUUUGCUAAGCUAUAUUACCGAUGAGAUGAAGAGAAAAAAGAGAAUUGGGCUUUGAAAAGUGGAUUUUAUGGUGGGUUGAGCCAUAUGUAAAACUGGGGUGUUUCCACCCUCUUUGAGACAUUCUUCAGUAAAAUUAACGAUAAAAUUAAUGCACUGUGCAGAAGGUUUGAAGGAGAUUGAUCCCCUUCCCCAUCAUUAGAUGUUAUUCCCCCACUAAAGCUGUUGUAGAACGUAAGGAAAAAACACCAACUCUGAGCAAACGUGACCUUUGACAAGUAAAAACUGCUCAUUUAUAUUAUGAAUAAUGGUUAUGAUGGCGGAAAAAAAGGAAAAGACUGAUCAUCUCAUCUUUAGUGUGUUGCUCCGUUGGGGGAAACUUUGGCUCCAGGUUUGAAUGUAGUUGGUCUUCUGAUAUGCAACCACCAUGUCAAAAAAGGAGCACAACCUGCCAGAUGGCAACAGCCCAAACUGGGAGCAGCAUCCUCUGAAGCAAAGCAAUGCUUUCAUUUACUCCACAAAAAUUGCAAACCUCAACAAAGCCCAGCUUUAAGACUUAACAGAUCUCAAUCCAGCUGAGAUUCCACAAGCUGUCAGGUGUGGUAUUCAUCAAACCAUUAUUUGGAGCUUUAAGAGGUCAAGUAUAAAUUGAAAGAGAAUUGGUAAGAGAUUUUUGCAGCCAAUAUCUACAGAUCCACAACAAAUCAGUUCACUGUAAAAACACUUGUCAUAUUUUUGAGUGUUUCUUUUGUUUUGUUUUUAAGGUACGUUCCAGAACUUUAUAAUUUUUGCCAUCCCAUGUAUAUAGAAAUACAGAUUUAUGUUCUUCUGGUCCAGACAAGAGAUUGUGCUUAUAGAAAACAGAACUACAGUAUGUGAUCCACCCCAGAUGUAUAUGUGGCUCUUGGUGGAGGAGGAGGAAAGGAAAACAGGGCGAAAGGUUAAAUCACUCCUCAAAGACGUUGCACUUAAGAACUUAGACACGAGGGCAAGUGUGUGUACGUGCGUGUGCCUGUGUGUGCUUGCUUGAGCGUGAAAGAGCUUGUGUCUGUUUAUCUCUUCACGUCUGCGUGCAGAACCCCUGUCUGUGUGUGUCUGAACAGGUCCCGGUCUCCUGUUUUUGUGUUCUUUGUUUCAACCGUGAACGGGUGAGAAAGCGUGACAGAUUGUUGUCUAGCAAAACAGAAAAAGCAUUUAUUAGUGUUGGAAGCAACUGUUACAAUCAUGUUUACUUUUGACUGGAAUGACUUUUGAUGAACUUGGAAAAAUUAACUGUAAAGCGAAUAAACCGUACCAGAGGUUAUAACAAUGAUCAUGAUAACAAAAAUAAUAAGCUUACAAAGUUACUUUUAA
Molecule: messenger RNA, 4575 nt
Organism: Oryzias latipes (Japanese medaka)
Lineage: Eukaryota; Metazoa; Chordata; Actinopteri; Beloniformes; Adrianichthyidae
Gene: efna3b
Product: ephrin-A3b
Biological process (GO): ephrin receptor signaling pathway; axon guidance
Cellular component (GO): plasma membrane
Molecular function (GO): ephrin receptor binding
Source: RefSeq, a predicted model, not a curated record